This is a messenger RNA of Gongylonema pulchrum, 363 nucleotides long. The record is from the annotation of a GenBank genome assembly. NCBI's taxonomy places the organism in Eukaryota, Metazoa, Nematoda, Chromadorea, Rhabditida, Gongylonematidae.
AUGCAACGAUUGCAAGUGAUUUUGGACAAGUUCGCACCGAACACUCUCUUCGAUGCACCGUUUACUCAUCGUUUUGGGGCUGUCGAUGGGACAGCGCUGUUAGAGAAAAUAAGCAGUCGCCACCUUGAUUACAUCAAUUUUGCGCUUGAUAAGAGCAGUUAUUCAAGCCUCAGUGGAUAUGUUCGACAGUAUGCAGUUUUGCCGAGUACCGACGUUAAAGCCGUUGUAAUGAUACUUUUCACGUUGAAGCUGAUGUUUGGUCUCAACGACAGCACGGAAUUUGCAAUGGAAAGUCGGUUGCUGUGCGAAAUUCUACGUCGGAUGGUGAUUACUCUACUAGUGAUCCUCUUGUUCAUCUUCUGA